Molecule: messenger RNA, 1790 nt
Organism: Aureobasidium subglaciale EXF-2481
Lineage: Eukaryota; Fungi; Ascomycota; Dothideomycetes; Dothideales; Saccotheciaceae
Exons: 6
Coding region: 98-1621 (507 amino acids)
Biological process (GO): regulation of DNA-templated transcription
Molecular function (GO): histone acetyltransferase activity
Source: RefSeq, a predicted model, not a curated record
CGCGACUCUACCACUGACGAGUCGAGCAGUCCAAGAAGAAUUGUCACGGCUGUAACUUGCACAAAUCCUGCUCAUCGAUCGCAUCGAGCGACACACCAUGGGAGGCCACAAUAACCACGGCGAGGAUCAAAAAGUCGAGAAGGGAUAUGCGACUCUUGCGACUCUCAGGGUCGGAGUCCGAGCAUGGGUUGAUAAGGAUGAUGAGAAACGAAAGGCCGAGAUUCUAUCAAUUCAGACGCGUAGGGGUAAACCCACAUUCUAUGUCCAUUAUCAGGACUUCAACAAGCGAUUAGACGAAUGGGUUGCAGCAGAACGCAUUGAUUUAUCGAGGGAGGUAGAAUGGCCGCUGCCCGAGAAGGCAGAUGCGAAGCAGAAGAAGACUACGAGCAAGACCACAGCAAAAGCAGAAACCUCGAAAGCAAACAAAGCACCAAAGCGAUCUCGAGCAUCGUCCAUCAGAGAGCUUUCUGCAACACCGACCGAAGCAUCUCAAUCCUCAAGGGCAGGCACGCGUCGACCAUCACUCGCCGGCAAGGAUCACAGAUCGCCUUCUGUGGCUGUCGUAGCGACAGAGGCCAUCGACGGAACGCCCCAACCGGAUGGAGAGAUUGAUGAUGAUACUGUGGAUCUCAUCGACGUGCAAAAUGCCGCCGCUGCCGCAAAGGCUGUACCAGAACACCUAUACUCACGCGAAGAGGAGAUCGAAAAGCUCCGCACCAGCGGUUCAAUGACGCAAAAUCAGACCGAAAUUAGCAGAGUCCGAAAUCUGGAGAAGAUUCAAAUGGGCGCCCACGAGAUCGAACCGUGGUACUUCUCGCCGUACCCAGUCGAAUACUCUGACUGCGAGCUGGUGUACAUCUGCGAAAUGUGUCUACUCUACUUCGGCAACGAGAGACAAUUUAAGCGACAUCGAAGCAAGUGUACUCUGUUGCACCCACCUGGGAAUGAGAUAUACCGCGAUGAGGUGGUCAGCUUCUUCGAGAUCGACGGCAGGAGACAACGGACCUGGUGUAGAAACCUGUGUCUUCUGAGUAAGCUUUUCCUGGACCACAAGACUCUUUAUUACGACGUGGACCCCUUUCUCUUCUAUUGCAUGACGACACGCGAUCAACACGGUCAUCACCUCGUCGGUUACUUCUCAAAGGAGAAAGAGAGUGCGGAGGGUUACAACGUUGCAUGUAUUCUGACCCUGCCACAAUACCAACGUAAGGGAUAUGGUCGACUACUCAUUGCAUUCAGUUACGAGCUCAGCAAACGCGAAGGCAAACUUGGAAGCCCCGAGAAACCGCUCAGUGAUCUUGGAUUGUUGGGUUAUCGUGCUUUCUGGCAGGAGAUCAUUGUAGAGUUCUUGAUGGAGAGCAAAGGCGAGAUGAGCGUCGAAGACAUUGGUGCACAGACUGCCAUGACGACCAACGAUGUGCUGCACACAUUGCAGAACCUGAACAUGCUGCGAUACUCUAAAAACCAUCACGUGAUUGUUCUCACAGAAGCCAUACUCAAACAAAGAGAGCGACAAAAGGAAAAGGAAAAAAUCAAAGGCAACAAACAUCAGAUCGACGCAGAAAAGCUGCAGUGGAAACCACCAGUGUUCACGGCAGCAAGCAGGACAUGGAAUUGGUAACGCACAGCAGCGUGGUGUUUUAUUGGUAGACAGAUGAAUUACGAAAGGGAUGGAUGCGGGUUUAUGUUUUGAUCGUUUUCUUUUUCAUGACAUGCUUUAGAUACCCCCAAUGCAAUGGAGAGACGACAAUCAACCCGUGGACUGUGUUUCUUGACUAGGAGCUGCCAGA